This is a messenger RNA of Osmerus eperlanus (European smelt), 1579 nucleotides long. It is a transcript of the gene hyal3, whose product is annotated as hyaluronidase 3. Gene Ontology annotation, biological process: hyaluronan catabolic process; carbohydrate metabolic process. Gene Ontology annotation, molecular function: hyalurononglucosaminidase activity. The record is from RefSeq and is a predicted model, not a curated record. Gene Ontology annotation, cellular component: acrosomal vesicle. The transcript has 4 exons. Lineage: Eukaryota; Metazoa; Chordata; Actinopteri; Osmeriformes; Osmeridae. The coding region runs from base 138 to 1472 and encodes 444 amino acids.
CGCAUAGAACCAUAGCGUCUAAAACCGAUUCGGGAUCAGCGGACAUGCCGUACAGUCCCACAACCAAAGAGUUCCUGUCUCUGGGAGAAGGUUGAAAAACUGAACAUGAAGAACAAAGCCCUGGCCGGUGAGCAGCCAUGUUGCUGUGUCGCCUCCUCAUCAUCCUCCCUCCCUGGGUCUCCUUGACCCCGCCCCCUGUGGCGGCGGCCAGCCCCCUGUUCUCAGACACGCUGUUCUCAGACACGCCCUUCACCGUGGUGUGGAACAUGCCCACCGCCAGGUGCCACAGCCAUCACGGCGUCCACUUACCCCUCCCCUCCCUGGGCAUCCUGGCCAACCGGCAGCAGAGUUUCCAGGGCCAGACCGUGAGCCUGUUCUACAAAAACCGCCUGGGCCUCUACCCCUACCUCAGCCGGGACGGGCGCAGGGUCCACGGGGGAGUCCCCCAGAGGGCUGACCUGAAGGCCCACCUGUCCCGGGCCAGGGCCCAGCUCUCCUCUCUGCUCCGGCCUGGGUUCAGGGGCCUGGCUGUGCUUGACUGGGAGGCGUGGCGCCCCCUGUGGGCCAGGGACUUUGGCUCUAAGAUGGCCUACCGACAGCUGUCCAAGAAUCUAGUGAGGAGGAGCCACCCAGAGCUGUCGCAGCAGGAAGUGACAUCGCUGGCCAGGAAGGAGUUUGAGAGGGGUGCCAGGAAGCUAAUGUGGGAGACUCUGAGGCUGGGGGUGGGUCUGCAACCGGGGGGGCUCUGGGGUUACUACGGCUUCCCUUCCUGCUUCAACGACCCCCCCACGACUGGACCAGAACCAAGGCUAGGGGGCAACCAUACCCACGUCUACACCGGCCACUGCCACCCCAGAACCAGGCGCAGGAACGACCAGCUGGCAUGGCUGUGGGCCCAGUCCACGGCCCUCUACCCCAGCAUCUACCUGCCCAGCCGGGUGGCAGGCUCCCCGGACGCUGCCCUCAUGGUCCGUCACCGCCUGCUGGAGGCCUCCAGGGUGGCGUCUCAGCACGGCAGUGCCACCCGGCCUCCCCCGGUGCUGCCCUACGCUAGACUGGCUUUUGUACACACACUCACCUUCCUUAAUCAGACAGACUUGGAGCACACCCUGGGAGAGAGUGCAGCGCUGGGUGCAGCAGGGGUGGUCCUAUGGGGAGAGAUCAAGUUUGCCCGUUCAAAGCAUCAGUGUGAGCUCCUGAGGGACUACUUGGGCUCUGUCCUUGGACGCUACAUCCAGACCCUGAGGAACGAUGUCAUACUCUGCAGUCACCGGCGCUGCCAUGGCAACGGUCGCUGUGCCCGCCGCGACCCUCUCUCCGAUCACAUGAUCCCAUCUACAACCUCAGAUCCCACCCUGACCCCUGACCCCUCCCACAACCUGAGUGACGUCUACGACCACUUCCUGUGCCAGUGUUACCAGGGCUGGACAGGUGACACAUGCCAGAUGAAGACAGCGUCAAACACCAGCUAAUGACAAUGUCUUGAUUGAUGAAACACAGUGUGAUGACAUCUAGACAGUAAGCAAUACUGUCAUUAAAGCUCCUCAACUACCUGAAAGCUAUUGUUUUAUUCAGUGUA